Molecule: messenger RNA, 3075 nt
Organism: Chlamydomonas reinhardtii
Lineage: Eukaryota; Viridiplantae; Chlorophyta; Chlorophyceae; Chlamydomonadales; Chlamydomonadaceae
Exons: 6
Coding region: 146-1744 (532 amino acids)
Biological process (GO): regulation of transcription by RNA polymerase II; chromatin remodeling
Cellular component (GO): NuA4 histone acetyltransferase complex
Molecular function (GO): histone binding
Source: RefSeq, a predicted model, not a curated record
GCUCCGGUCGUUCUUUGCAAGGCCCUGGCAUCAAGCUGCAGUACCAAAGCGGUUCCCAGCCGAGGCCCAGGCCGCCAGAAGGGCGCGGCAGCUCUACUAUCUCAUGGUCAGCGACCACCGCGAGUAAUCGGCCGCGGCGUGCGCGAUGGAUUCACCACAGGGCAGCGACAGGCAAGACCCGGACACAUUAGCUAACCCCGCGGCAGCGUCAAUCGAGCCUGUAGCAGCAGCAACAGCCGCUACGGCAGCAAUAACCGCCGCGGCAGCGACAGCCGCGGCAGCAGCAGGAGUCGGAGACGCGCCUGCUUCGCCGCGCGAGCCGCCCGCACAGCGCCGCCGACUUCAGGAGCAGCCGCCGCUGUCGGAGUCGAGUGGCAGGUCGCCCACCCUGGAGCCACCGGCCGCACCGCAGCAGCAGCGGCAGCAGCAGCAGCCGGAGCAGGAGCGGCAGGAGCGGCAGCAGCAGCAGCCGGAACAGGCGGCCCCAGGGGCAACGGCGGCUCCAGGGGCAGUAGGGGCGCCAGGGGCGCCCGAGUCAGGCGCGACCGGGUCAGGGGUGGAGGAGGCAGGGGCGGAGAAGGCAGGGCCAGCGACGGCAGAGAAGGCGGCGGAGGUUCGCGGGCGCCACCCAGCCGCCUACGCGGCUCGGGGCGCCGAGAUUGCUGCUGAGGAGGAGGCACUGGCGGCGCGGCGGCGGCGGCUGCGGCGGCUCGUGGUCGGCAACACACACGCCUACGUGCCGCGGCCCGGGUCUAAUGCCAACAUCCACGAGUGGACCUUCUUCGUAAGGCUGGAGGGCGGCGGUGAGGACGAGGAGGCGGCGCUGGUGGAGCGGGUGGUGGUGCACCUGCACCCCACCUUCAACCCGCCGGUGGUGGUGCUGACGCGGCCGCCCUUCGCCGUGCGGCGGUGCGGCUGGGGCAUGUUCGUGGUGCGGGCCGAGGUGGUGUUCCGACCCCAGUGGCGCCACCCGCCGCUGUACUGCAGGUGGCUGUUGGACUUCUCCGGGGGCGACAUGGCGGAGGUGGAGUUGGAGCUGCCGGGGCCGGAGGGGCAGCUGCAGGAGCCAGAGGUGCAGGGCGGGACGCAGGGGGAGGUGCAGCAGCAGCAGCAGCAGCAGCAGCAGCAGCAGCAGCAGCAGCAGCAGCAGCAGCAGCAGCAGCAGCAGCAGCAGCAGCCACCGGGAGCGAGGGACGCAGGAGCAGGUGGGGGCACUGCGGGCCGCGCGGCAAAUGGUCUUGGUGGUGGCGGCGGCGGCAGCAGUGGCGGUGCCAGCAGCAUGGCGGGCCCGCUACCACCCGGCACGCCGGGGGGCUACGGCGGCAGCAGGGUCGGGGCCGGUGCCGGCAACGACGGCGGCGGCGGCGGCUCUGCUGGACGCGAUGCCAGCAGUGAUGCUGCAGUUAGUGCAGGUGAUGGCGGCAGGGCUGGUGGCAACGGCGGCGGCGGCGGCGCCGCCGCCCUGCAGCCCCGGCCGUCGUGGCUGUCUCCCACACUGCGCAGUCUAUUGGAGGCCGCGACACGCCGCUCUGCCGCCGCUGACAGGGCUACUGCUGGUGGCGGCGGCAGGGCAGCGCACGGUGGCGGCGGCAGGGCAGAUGGCGCAGGCAGUGAGGUUGGGUCGGUGGAGGGCGUGGUGGGAGGGGCAGGUGCCCCAGAGGCGGCGGCGGGAGCGGGGCCUCCUGUGGAGCGAGGUGGCAGUGGUGGUGGCGGCGGCGGCACGCAGGGUGAGGCAGUGUCGUAGCGGCGGCGGUACGUGCGGCUGCAGCAGCACCCCCGUCACACUGGGUAGGCGGCGGCGCUUGCCAGCGUUGCAAUCAAACUGGACUUCGCACUGGACUUUAUUUGUGUGUUGGCUCUUGGAUCUUGGCGUGCCCUGCCAUCAUCAAUUCAUCAUGUGUGGAUUGGCUGUGCCAUGAGUGUGCUUGAAGCCUUGAACGUGCGUGCCCGGCCUUCGAUGCCCUGUCGUAGCAGUGGCUGCAGCGCCGUGGCAGUUAGGAUCUUUCUCGUCAAGACCCGCCAGACUGUUGCUUCCAUCCGACCCGCCCUUGGGUGGUCGGGUCACGAGCGAGCAGCAUGGGCGAAUGCAUGCCUGUAGCGAAAAUCCGGCCCAUGCAGUCCCUUGUAGAAACCGGUGCGUCCCACCAGAUACAACGGGCACCGUUGGGGGCCAUAUCGCUGGACCUCCCGAAGACGACCGCAGCUCUGGGAUCCUGAGGAUAGCACCCCAGCGUGGCUCCUGACCAAGACUCGGGACCAGGCUGUUCCCUGUAUGCCUGUUGCAUGGACCGGGUCGGACACUAGCAGUUUGAUCGCCCAGACAGAGAACUUGCUUGUGCGGCCACAGCGCCCAGACCGUUACCAAAAGGCGGCUAGCACUGUUCUAUGACUUCCUGCUUAGCGUAGUUGUGGCGGCUUACCCCCCAAAAGGGCCUCCCAAAGGGGAUGCCACACUCCUGGGGCCCCAUGCAGCCAAGCGGUUCCGACAACAAGAACAACAACCACAACGAUUGCGGUUCCUAGAGUCGCCACAGCUACGUCCCGACAGCGCUUUUAGCAGUCAGCGACUAUGUCAGGGCAGAAGCUGUGGCCAGAGGUCAGGGCAGGAGCUGGGGCCAGGGCCGGAGCCGGGGCACAGCUGAGUCAGGGCAGGAGCUGGGGCCAGGGCCGAUGUCUACCCAUGUGCUUGAGCACUAGCACAACAACCACCUGCUCGGCAGCCCGCAGUCAGGAGUCCCCCAAUCUUACUUGCCUGGCCAUGACCCCAUGCAUGACUGAAGUUGAACUGAUGUUGAUGGGGACGGUCGGCGGUGCUGGCGCCCUGCCGGCCGGCAUGGCUGGCCCGCCCCUGCCCCCUGGCUGGCGUGUGGUGCCGGCGGCCAAGUCACUAGGGGUGCACUACGAGGAUUGGGGAGCACUUACCCCGCCAGUUACGUUUGAGGCCGUGUAGGAGUGCUUGACAAAGUCGCGCGUAUGCCCGUGUCCAUGUUUGGUCUGGCGGCCGCGGCGUCGGCUUAUGCUUUGGGCAAUAAGGUCUUGUAUCAUUUGGAAUUUGCGGGUCUUCCCCAACUAUAU